Messenger RNA from Plectropomus leopardus (leopard coralgrouper), 6165 nucleotides. RefSeq lists its product as uncharacterized. The record is from RefSeq and is a predicted model, not a curated record. Gene Ontology annotation, cellular component: plasma membrane. Gene Ontology annotation, biological process: cell surface receptor signaling pathway; adenylate cyclase-activating G protein-coupled receptor signaling pathway. Gene Ontology annotation, molecular function: G protein-coupled receptor activity; calcium ion binding. Lineage: Eukaryota; Metazoa; Chordata; Actinopteri; Perciformes; Serranidae.
GCUGUUUUCCCUCCUCAUAUCUUAAUGUGAGCUUUCUUACACUUAAGCUUCUCCAUCACAUGGAAGUGAAUUUGCAUUGGAUUUUGCAUUGGUGCCAAACCUUGUAAAAACAGUUUUUGGAUGCUGUGCAAAUAUCCAAAAUGAACGCACGCAUAGCUCACACAGUGGACAUUGAUGUUUUGUGGAGUCCAACCUGUCAUGAUGAACUGCUGCGCCUUUUUACUUCUCCUGGGUUCCCUCUUUGUCCUUGGCCAUUGUGUUUUUCCUCCUGGUUCUUGUGAUGGAUACAAAAACAUUACUGACACAUGGCGCAACUUCUUAUUUACAUCAUCCUCCUUUCCUGGAUUCUCAAAGAAUGAUGCACAUCUUACUGGGAAUUGGUGGCGCUUCACGGGGCUUGGUGGAGACAGAGUCAUUACACAGUGCAUUGGAGGCCCAGUUGCUGGUGCCUACUACUCCAUUCGUGUUUCAUUUUCAUAUCCAACGACUGAAUCUGAAACUCCAACAACAGGGACUGCCUUUGGUGAUGUCGGAGGGUGCUCUAAUUAUCAUAUUUCAAUGAGUGUGGCCCUCUGUCCUGGAGGAUUCUACAUAUACAAACCAGCAAAUUACCCACGCAGCGAUAUGGUUUACGCAACCUAUCAUUAUGUGUGUAACUCAGACUCGUGUGGCCCACUUGCUGAGUGCUCAAGUAAUGGAGGCUGCACCUGUGUCUCUGGGUAUGAAAUCCCCCCAGAUCAUCUUCCCACCCCAGAUUCAUAUGGUUGCGUUGACAUUGAUGAGUGCCACAGGACUGCUGGAAUUUGUGGACCUGACUCCAAAUGUAACAACACCAUAGGGGCAUACUUCUGCAUCUGUCUGGAUGGAUUCAAUGCAACAGAUCCAGCAUUACCACCUGGAGGCUCCAACCAAUGCACAGAUAUCAAUGAGUGUAUUGACAACAUCUGUGGGAAUGAUGGGAGCUGUCACAACAACCCAGGGAGUUUUGUGUGUGAAUGCAAUGACGGGUACCAAAUUAUACUUGAAGAAACCCCUCAUUGCCAAGAUAUUGAUGAGUGUUUCAACUCCACCAUCUGUGGCCCUGACUCUAUUUGCACCAACACACCUGGCGCUUACACCUGUGAAUGUCAAGUGGGGUUUGCACCAACUCAACCAGACAAGGAUCCAAGCGAAGAAAACACCUGUAUUGAUGUUGAUGAGUGUGAAAAAGAUGCUACUGUUUGUGGUCCUAAUGCCAACUGCACCAACUCAAUUGGAUCUUACGUCUGCACAUGCUUCCCUGGUUAUCGGCUGAACAACCCAGACAUGAUAGCAAGCAAUGCUAACCCAUGCACAGAUAUCGAUGAGUGCAUCGAGACACCUGGUAUAUGUGGUAAAAAAACUCUGUGCACUAACGCACCGGGGACCUUCUAUUGUUCUUGUCCUGAUGGAUUUUACCCCUCAACUGGAAUUUUGUGGGAAAUGGGAGUGUCAUUUUGUCAAAGUCUUCAGGACAUUUUAGAUGAGAUAAAACCCCCAGAGGGACAGACAAAAGAAAGAGCUUUUCUUGGUAACAUGGACCAACAACUGAAAGACAAUGACAAUGACAACGUACCAAUACCGACUGCGAAAAUGGGCUUUUCAGCAGCUAUGGAAGUGUCGGGUGUUGGACCGCGUGUCAAGUCCAGCAAAGUGGGUAGCGAAGGAGACGGGGAGACCGGCAGUGUAAUCUUGGGCAUCUCAGACCGUCUAGUGUCUGCAAUUGUGCAGCCAAGUCAGAACCAAACCAAGACAACUGUGAAGAGUCCGACAGUAGAUUUAAGUUUUGAAACUGUCGGGCCUGGAAGCGACGAUGCAGAGAACUCUCCUCUCUCAGCCAACGGAAACACUAUGGAGAUUAACCUACGCAGUUUGGCCCAAAAUAACAAUGGUUCUGCUGCGGCAGCCUUCAUGAUAUUGAAUGGGAUGGACAGUCUGCUCAGUCAUCAAUACUUUGAAACAGAAAACCAGACAGAGACAUUAUCAGAUGUCAUCACUGCAAUCUUACCCUUCAUGAACCACACCAACCUCACUGAACCAGUCAACUUUACUAUCAACCAUAAGAAGUCAGUACCUGAAUCUGGUUUGGUGACCUGUGUGUACUGGGAAGACAAAACAGAGGAGGCAGGAACAGGAGAAGGAAGUGAAACACCAGGAGAAAAGAAGAGGAUCAUGCGUUGGUCAGUGGAGGGCUGCUGGGUUGCACACACCAAUGAAAACUACACAGUGUGCAGCUGCUCCCAUCUCUCCACGUUUGCCCUCAUCAUGCAGAUUGGGGAGCCUCCACCAGAGGAUCCUUUCCUAGAGUGGCUAAACCGAAUGUGUGUGAUUAUCGGACUAUUCUUCUUUGCCUUGGCCAUCUUCACCUUCCUCCUGUGUAGCUGGAACCCCAAGAUCAAUAACACAGCCCGUCUUCACCUCUGCCUCAGCCUCUUCUUCUCCCAUCUGCUGCUGCUGUGGAACGACAAAUAUGUUGAACAAGAGCUGGCCUGUACUGUCAUGGCGGGGCUUCUUCACUUCUUAGUUAUAGCAGGCUUUGUGUGGAUGUUGCUGGAGGCGCUACAGCUCCACCUGUUGGUCCGGAGGCUCUCUAAGGUUCAGGUCAUCCAGAGAGAUGGCCUCCCCAGGCCUCUUCUCUACCUGAUUGGUUACGGUGCUCCAUUUGUGAUUGUGGGUAUUUCUGCCCUGGUAUAUUCUGAUGGAUAUGGUGCUACUGAGGCAGAGGUGUGCUGGCUUUCUAGGAAGCGCAAUUUCAAUUGGGCUUUAACAGGCCCUGUGAUUGUUAUCCUUGGUCUGAAUUGGCUAUUGUUCUGUGCUACUCUCUGGAGUCUGAGACCCACGCUCGCCAACAUGAAAAGUGAUGUCUCUCAAUCUAAAGACACCAGGUUGAUUUUGUUCAAGAUUGUGGCCCAGUUUGUCAUACUGGGCUGUACCUGGAUUCUGGGUCUGUACCAGACAAAUCUUUUCUUCCAGGUCCUCUUUAUACUUCUUAACUCCCAGCAGGGCACCUUCCUCUUCAUCGUCCACUGUCUGCUCAACAAGGAGGUUAGAGACGAGUAUGUGAAAUGGCUGACUUGUGCUUUUAAUAAGCACAAAGAAGAAGGAUCUGUGAAAGAUGCACCAUCAGUCUCUGAAGACUUGGACAAAGCUGAAGAGAAGACAGGUUUACUUGUCAUCCGUGUCAUAUGUGAUUUUCCUUCUGGUUCUUGUGAUGGAUACACCAACAUAACUGAACCAUGGCGCAACAAAGACUUUAAAUCGACUUCUUUCACUGGCUUUCCUAAAGAUGAUGCGAAACUCGUUAACAAAUGGUGGCGCUUCACAGGCAUUGGUGGAGACAGAAUUGUUACAAAGUGCAUAGCAAACAAUCUUGGUGGCACACAGUAUAUGAUUUAUGUACCAUUUACACAUCCAACUACUGAGUCUGUGACUCCUACAACAGGGACUGUAUAUGCUUAUGUUUCUCACUGUAAUGGUGCAAGUACUUCAAUGAGUGUGGCUCUGUGUCCUGGAGGAUUCUACGUUUAUAAACCAUCAGGACACCCAUAUAGUUCUUCGGGUUACUUGACCUAUCAUUAUGAAUGUAACCCAAACUCCUGUGGACCACUUGCUGAGUGCUCAAGUGAGGGAGGCUGCACCUGUGUUUCUGGGUAUGAAAUCCCCCCACCACACCUACCAACUCCAGAUUCAUAUGGUUGCGUUGACAUUGAUGAGUGCCAGAGGACAGCAGGAAUUUGUGGUCCUGACAGCAUUUGUAACAACACCGCUGGAUCACACUUUUGUACCUGUCUCAGUGGAUUCAAUGCAACAGAUCCAGCAUUAGCACCUGGAAGCUCCAACAAAUGCAUAGAUAUUGAUGAGUGUGUUGACAAUGUCUGUGGGGAUGAUGGAACUUGUCACAACAACCCAGGAAGUUAUGUGUGUGAAUGCCAUGAUGGCUACGAACUUGAACCUAAAGCAUCUCCUGUUUGCCAAGAUAUCGAUGAGUGUUUCAACUCAACUGUCUGUGGUCCUGAUUCUGUUUGCACCAACACGCCUGGAGCUCAUACCUGUGAAUGCCAACUGGGGUUCAAAGCAACUGAACCAGCUGAAGAACCCAGUAAUAUCAACAUCUGUAUUGAUAUUGAUGAAUGUGCCAAAGAUCCUAUCGUUUGUGGGCCAAAUUCCAACUGCACAAAUUCAAUCGGUUCUUAUAUCUGCACUUGCCUCCUGGGUUAUCGGCUGAACAAGCCAGACGUGAUGGCCAGCAAUGCUAACCCAUGCACAGAUAUCGAUGAGUGCAGUGAGACACCUGGUAUAUGUGGUAAGCAAACUGAGUGCACUAAUGAACCAGGGACCUUCUAUUGUUCUUGUCCUGAUGGAUUCUACCCUUCAACUGGACUCUUGUGGGAAAUGGGAGUUUCAUUUUGUCAAAGUCUUCCAGAUAUUCUCGAUGCAAUUGAACCUCCGGAGGGCCAGACAAAAGAAAGAGCUUUCCUUGGCAAUAUGCAUAGCCAACUUGACAAUAACACAGGUGUCUCUAUACCAGAUAAGACAGUGGCGAAUGGCCUGUCCGCAUGCAUGGAAGUAUCAGGUGUUGGACCACGUGCCAGGUCAAGCAGGGUGAGUAGUGAAGGAGAUGGGGAGACCGGCGGUGUAAUCCUGGACAUCUCGGACCGUUUAGUUGCUGCAAUGGUGCCACGAACUGAGAAUGAAACCAGAAAAUCAAUGCAGACUCCAGCUGUGGAUUUAAGCCUACAAGUCAUUGGUCCAUGGAGUCAUGAUGAUGACAGUGCCCCCCUUUCUGCCAAAGGACAGACCAUGGAGAUUAACUUGCAGGCUCUUGCCAAAGACAACAAUGUUUCCGCAGCAGCUGCCUUUAUGGUACUGAAUGGAAUGGAUAGUCUUCUCAGUCCUGCAUACUUUAAAACAGAGAACAAGACAGAGAUGUACUCAGAUGUUUUUACUGCGAUCUUACCAUCCAUAAAUGCCACCAACCUCACUGAGCCCGUCAACUUUACCAUCAACCAUAAGAAGAAAGUACCCGAAUCUGGAAUAGUGACUUGUGUGUACUGGGAAGACAAAAGCAAGAAUGAAGAAGAGGAACAAGAGGAUGAUAGAGAAAAAGAGGAGGAGGCAAUGCAUUGGUCGGUAGAGGGCUGUUGGGUUGCAUACUCCGAUGAAAACUACACAGUGUGCAGCUGCUCCCACCUUUCUACCUUUGCCCUCAUCAUGCAGAUUGGGGAGCCUCCACCAGAGGAUCCUUUCCUAGAGUGGCUAAACCGAAUGUGUGUGAUUGUCGGACUAUUCUUCUUUGCCUUGGCCAUCUUCACCUUCCUCCUGUGUAGCUGGAACCCCAAGAUCAACAACACAGCCCGUCUUCACCUCUGCCUCAGCCUCUUCUUCUCCCAUCUGCUGCUGCUGUGGAAUGACAAAUAUGUUGAACAAGAGCUGGCCUGUACUGUCAUGGCGGGGCUUCUUCACUUCUUAGUUAUAGCAGGUUUUGUGUGGAUGUUGCUGGAGGCGCUACAGCUCCACCUGUUGGUCCGGAGGCUCUCUAAGGUUCAGGUCAUCCAGAGAGAUGGCCUCCCCAGGCCUCUUCUCUACCUGAUUGGUUACGGUGCUCCAUUUGUGAUUGUGGGUAUUUCUGCCCUGGUAUAUUCUGAUGGAUAUGGUGCUACUGAGGCAGAGGUGUGCUGGCUCUCGAGGAAGCGCAAUUUCAACUGGGCUUUAACAGGCCCUGUGAUUGUUAUCCUUGCACUGAAUUGGCUAUUGUUCUGUGCUACUCUCUGGAGUCUCAGACCCACCCUGGCCAACAUGAAAAGUGAUGUUUCUCAAUCCAAAGACACCAGGUUAAUUGUGUUCAAGAUUGUGGCCCAGUUUGUCAUACUGGGCUGUACCUGGAUUCUGGGACUGUACCAGACAAACCUUUUCUUUCAGGUUCUAUUCAUUUUCCUCAACUCACAACAGGGCACCUUCCUCUUCAUCGUGCACUGCCUGCUCAAUAAGGAGGUGCGAGAGGAGUACAUAAGGUGGCUGACAUGCUCUUGUGGAAAGGACAGAUCUGUGAAUGCAGAUGCACCUUCGGUCUCUGAGGAUUUGGACAAGCCUGAGAGACAGACAGAUGAGGGGAAAAAAGGAUAAAUCCUGAUAAGGUAAAAAGGGAAA